This is a messenger RNA of Cydia pomonella (codling moth), 2834 nucleotides long. RefSeq lists its product as uncharacterized. The coding region runs from base 170 to 2026 and encodes 618 amino acids. The transcript has 18 exons. Lineage: Eukaryota; Metazoa; Arthropoda; Insecta; Lepidoptera; Tortricidae. The record is from RefSeq and is a predicted model, not a curated record.
CAUUUGUUUUUUGACAGAUGUGAUUUGACAAAGACGUAAUGAUUUUAUAAUACACAUACUGUUGUAUCUCCCCUUUUAUAUUUAUUACAUACUAAUUAUUGUUUAUAUCAUUAUAUUUGAAAGUUAUACGACUUCCGCUGUCGUCUGAUAUGAAAAUUUCAAGUUUAUAAUGGGCGACGGUUUAAAGCUGUCCAAAGAUAAGCGCCAUAGGAGCUCAAGUAGCCUCGGUGGGGCCGCGGUAGAAGGAACACGUUCAGAGCGAAAACUGGAUUUGACAGAAUCCAUUGCUGAAGUAGACGAUCAAUUUGCUUUAGCAGAAGCACGAUGCGAAAAUUUACAAGAAAAAAUCGAUUUAGUAAAAGUGAUCAAAAAGAAGAAAAAACUUAAAAAGCUAAGUAUGACCCGCGUAAAUGAAGUGCCUGUGCCACCCGAAAAUAUGUCCUUCAUUACUGUAAAAACGCAACCGAAAAAGAAGGCAGUCCAAUCGCGGCAGCGUCGACAAGAGGCACCCAGCCUCGACUCAGCGGCCGAGGAGCAGCGCCGCAUGCUUGGCCAGGUGCGCGGCUACAACGAGGCCUACUACGAGCCGCAGCAUCAUUACAAGCAAUCGCAAAAUAUGGAACCAAAUCUUCAGCGGAUGCGCGAUCGUAGGGCGCGAGCUGAUGGCGACAGGGUGAUGUGCGGAAGGAGCGUUCAAAUCGACGGUCCGAACCUGGCAGCGCCUAGGCAAACCGACCAGGAUGAUGCUUCUGACUACGAAGAAUUUCACCAACGCGACUUUUUGGGAUCACCCAAAAAGACAUCGCCCGAAGUAAGGCCCCCAUCUCCGAAGCACGUCGGACGUCGAAAGCACGUUUCGACGAGGGACGUUCCAACCAAAACAGUAAGAGAAAAGUGGAAGGAACGAACACGAGAACGUGCAUGGCCUUCUCCAGACCUUCGUGGCGUGCCCGCGUAUAAUAAUUUUACGUCGCAGCUAGCCAGGGACGAGCCUGGCGAGCGACCGGUGGUGGAGCUGUUCAGCAACAACAUGAAGAAUGCGGCGUCGAAUGUGUCCACCCGGCAGCCCGUCGGCUUGGAGCGGAAGCUUAAAAAAGACGUACGAGACGCGACGCGACGUGGGAUGCGCACCGUUCGAGACAAAUUUAGCGACCAAAGGACAGGCCCAUUGGGCGACGUGUCAACACAACCGGUAAAGGAAAAGGAGGCGCGGCACCCGCACAAGCUGAAAUAUCGUUGUCGUCGAUACGAGCUGCCCACCAUGGCCUCUCAAAUGAAGCAGGCGGGCGCGCGCUACUACCAAGGCACCGGCGCGUAUCCUAACAUCCCGUUUGUGGUGAGCAAGAGCACCGCCCCCUCGCACAAUAUCGGCGUCAACAUACAGCAGGUGUUAAACGGCCUCAAAGUGCAGCAACCGUUAACGGGCAUUCCACCUACAAUAGCACAUCACAUGGGCUUAGGACAUGUAUCUACGUUUAUGGUUAAUAACAAUAUAGCGCCGGCCUUGUCAGAGCAUCGCGAGAUCAACACGAUCAAGCUAGGACGGCGGCUGGUGCGGCUCCCGUCGCACAAGUACAUGUCGUACAACCGCGCGCUUAACCUGUACCGCGAGGGCGACGGCAUGGUGCCGCGCUUCUUGCGCGCCAUCAGUCGCCCGCACUACUUCUACACCUCCAUGUACAACAGCUUGGCUACGACUCGGGAGGACUUGGACGCUGCAACGUCGAAGGGUAACAACGCCGCCGCGCAGGAAGCCAAGCAGAGCCUGGCCGAGUACGCCAGCCUGUACCGCGAGUACGAGCAGCUAGACAAGACGCUCCGUGAAGGCAACUAUGAGCCAGAGUGGGAACGUCGGCGAGACGAGAUUUGGAAGGAACUGGCGUUGCGAGAGGAGCGUGUCCGCAAGAUGGUUCAAGAUUACAAAGGAUCAGACGCGGAGCUUGCGCCCCUGCGCGCGUCCGCGUCCACCGCCGAGGACGGCUGCCGCCGCCGUUCCUGCUACAAGCUAGGAGACCUGCAACAUUGAUGCCCACAAAAUAAAAAAUAAACAUUAUGCCAAAUUUACUCCCACCCGUCAGGAUAAGUAGAAUUUUUAAGGCGAAUGGUCUUUUUUAUUAAUACGCGUUCUUUAGUUAAAAUGCAUCGCAUAAUCUCAUUUAGUGUGAAUUGGAACAAUGAUGUUUGUCGAGUAAUUUCAGUUUUAUUAUAAAUUGCUUUACUGCCCAUAUUUAAAAGUAUACACUACUCACCUCAAAUAUAUUCGGAUAAUAAUGAAAAAUCAUUGUUUUAAGGAGUAACCGCUGUAAAACUUAGCUACGAACGCACGAAUCUUGACGCACAUUCUGAUGUUCGUUCAUCGUGACAUCGUUCUUAGCUAUGGCAACAGACUUAAGUGAAAGGAAAAUAUUAUUAUAUAAUUUAAUUCCUACAAUACGUCUUAUUAUGUAACCAAGAUUUUAAAUAUCUAAAAUCAUUGCUAUAUGUGGAUAUUCCAGAAUGUACGAGAUUGCCUUUGAUUCAGAAGUGACAUUACUCGCUACCCAAGUAUUGGAUUGGGAUAAAUAAUAUUUGUUAUAUCACUCAAUACGUUUGUAUAUAUGUAAUUUUGGGAACAUAAUAGGAAAUCUAAAGUACGCUUACGUAUGUGCCCACAUAACUACGUAUACCUACUAAGAAUGUUUUAAGCAUUAUUGUAAUGUAAUUUAUUCUCAUAAUUAAUUGGGGUUACUGCAGCCACAUUAAAAAUUAUUAGUAACUAUUUAUAAUAAGAUAAAAUAUGCAAAGUAUGCCAAUAUAUUUAGUAAUUGAAAUAGUAAUAAAUAAAUUGGUAUCGA